AUGGUAUAUUGUGAUCUCUUGUUACGAGGGAAACAGAAAUAUUGCAGUUUCAGUUCAUCGUUAGAUAUGGGAUGCGUUAACUCCACAUAUUCUCCUGAUGGGAACGCUAAGAGAAGGUUCAAACGAAACAAAGAAGAUGCAACGAAAUCACUGAUCCACAACCACAAGAAAGACCAUUCAUCAAACAGGUUGAAAGAAAAGAUAGAAAGAGUAGUGUCGAAUGAAAAAGAAAGAGAUAAUAGUAAUAGUGAGGCAAAGGGUGUUGCUAGAAACGAUAACAAGAGUGAUGAGGUUGGUGAGAAUGUUCCUCAGAGAUCUCAGGAAAAGAAGAAUAUUGGUGCACACUCUGAGUUUGUGGAGGGGUGGCCAAAAUGGCUAGUUGAUAAUAUCCCACCAAACGUGUUGGAUAGCUUGGUUCCCAAGAGUGUUGAUUCCUAUGAAAAACUUGGAAAGUUGGGGCAUGGAACAUAUAGCAAUGUAUACAAAGCCAGAGAUAAGGAGAGUGGAAAGAUUGUUGCUUUGAAGAAGGUAAGGUUUGACACAUCAGACCCUGAAAGCAUAAAGUUUAUGGCAAGAGAGAUAAUGAUUCUGCAGAAGCUGGAUCAUCCCAAUGUCAUCAAACUCAAAGGACUUGCAACAUCAAGGAUGCAAUAUAGUCUUUAUCUUGUUUUUCGUUACAUGCACUCUGAUCUUACAAGAAUCAUCUCUCGUCCUACGGAUAAACUCACUGAAGAACAGAUCAAGUGUUAUAUGCAGCAACUGCUUCUGGGGCUACAGCACUGUCAUGAGAGAGGAGUUAUGCAUAGAGACAUUAAACCUUCCAACUUGUUAGUAGAUAAAAAAGGGGUGCUAAAAAUUGCAGAUUUUGGGCUAGCAAAUUCUUUUGCUAUAAAACCUGAAGGGCCUUUCACUAAUCGAGUGGUGACACUUUGGUAUAGAGCUCCUGAACUUCUUUUGGGUUCGACUGAUUAUGGAUAUGAAAUUGAUCUCUGGAGUGCAGGAUGCUUGUUGGCUGAGAUGUUCCUUGGAAGGCCACUUAUGCCUGGGAGAACAGAGGUUGAACAACUUCACAUGAUCUUCAAACUUUGUGGUACACCUUCUGCGGAUUAUUGGAUGAGAAGGAAGCUAACGACGAGCUUAUUUCCACCACUACAUUACAAAGCUAAUUAUGAUGAAAACUUUAAGCAUUUUCCUUCCUCUGCUUCUGCUCUCUUGACUACACUUCUUCAUUUAGACUCUCAUGCACGUGCCACAGCUGCUUCUGCUCUUCAAAGCCAAGUCAGUUAGUUUUCUCUACCUUGCUUCUUGCAUGUGCACUUUGAUCA
Molecule: messenger RNA, 1325 nt
Organism: Vigna angularis (adzuki bean)
Lineage: Eukaryota; Viridiplantae; Streptophyta; Magnoliopsida; Fabales; Fabaceae
Product: probable serine/threonine-protein kinase At1g54610
Exons: 4
Coding region: 1-1287 (428 amino acids)
Biological process (GO): positive regulation of transcription elongation by RNA polymerase II; protein phosphorylation
Cellular component (GO): nucleus; cyclin-dependent protein kinase holoenzyme complex
Molecular function (GO): RNA polymerase II CTD heptapeptide repeat kinase activity; cyclin-dependent protein serine/threonine kinase activity; ATP binding
Source: RefSeq, a predicted model, not a curated record